This is a messenger RNA of Diaporthe citri, 1140 nucleotides long. RefSeq lists its product as uncharacterized. Gene Ontology annotation, biological process: macroautophagy. The coding region runs from base 1 to 1140 and encodes 379 amino acids. Gene Ontology annotation, cellular component: fungal-type vacuole membrane. The transcript has 2 exons. NCBI's taxonomy places the organism in Eukaryota, Fungi, Ascomycota, Sordariomycetes, Diaporthales, Diaporthaceae. The record is from RefSeq and is a predicted model, not a curated record.
AUGCAACUCAAGCAGCUCACCGCUCUCGCCCUUGCUGGCGUUGUCUCCGGCCAGUCUCUGACUGAUCUCAUCGGUCAGAACCAGGACCUAUCUCAGCUCGCAACACUGCUUGGCCAGUAUCCCGACCUUGCCCAAACACUGGGUGGUCUGUCCAACAUCACCGUCCUGGCACCGAACAACGCUGCCCUCUCGGCCCUUCUGAACGACUCGUCAGUUACGGCCGCUGUUGCCGCCGACCCAGGUCUUGUCCCUGCCAUCCUGACCUACCACGUUCUCAACGGUACAAUCAGGUCCACGGAUAUCACCGAUACUCCUGCCUUCCCCAAGACCCUGCUCACCAACUCCACCUACACCAAUGUCACCGGCGGACAGGUUGUCAAGGCUGAGACCGAGGACAACAGUGUCGUGUUCACCAGCGGUCUUCUAAGGCAGAGCCGCGUUGCGACCGCGGACGUGACUUUCACGGGAGGAAUUGUCCACAUCAUCGACUCGGUGCUCACCAUCCCCGCCAACGACAGCGCGACCGCUCUCGCAGCCAACCUCACCGCCCUUGCUGGUGCCCUGACCACCGCAGACCUGGUCUCCACCGUUGACACGGCGCAGGACGUGACCAUCUUCGCGCCCUCGAACGAGGCCUUCGCCGCCAUCCAGAACCUGGCCGCGAACCUGUCCACCGACCAGCUGUCCAGCAUCCUGACCUACCACGUCGUCCAGGGCACCGUCGGCUACAGCUCCUCGCUCACCAGCGGCGCCCAGCUGACCACCCUCAACAACGGCCAGGUCACCAUCACAAUCGACGAGGGCGACGUCUUUGUCAACUCGGCCGAGGUCGAGGUCGCCGACGUGCUCGUCUCCAACGGCGUCGUCCACGUCAUCGACAACGUCCUGAACCCCGACAACUCCACCGCCCGCCCGGACGUCACCGCCUCCACCCAGCUCCCGGCCUUCAGCGGUGCCAGCAGCGCCUCGGACAUCCCCUUCACCUCUGGUAUCACCGCUACUGGUACCGCUGCUCCUACCGGUGGCGCCGGUGCCACUGCCACUUCCAGCGGGGCCGCUGAGGCUGGUGUGCCCGUCCAGACUGCCGCCGUCGGCGCCGCUGCCCUGUUCGGUGGUGCUGCCAUGCUCGCCAACUGGUAG